UACUAGUUACUGAUAAUUACUGCAGUCAUAUUUUUCCUCACAAUUGAUUAGUAAAAACUGCCAAUAAAAGUAUAUCAGUUUUUCAAUUAGAAACCAUCUGUAAAAUGGCAGUACCCACAGUUCUUCUGAAUAAUGGCCUAAAGUGUCCACAACUUGGUCUAGGUACCUGGCAGUCUGCACCCGGAGAAGUCCAAAAAGCCAUAAGCCACGCCAUCGACGUGGGAUACCGCCACAUAGACUGCGCCUGGAUCUACGGCAACGAGAAGGAAAUAGGAGAGGCCAUCAGACAAAAAAUAGAAGACAAAACCGUCAAACGUGAAGACCUGUUCAUAGUCACCAAGUUAUGGAACACCUUCCACGAGAAAGACAAAGUCGUUCCGACCUGCAGAGAGUCCUUGGAAAACCUCGGGCUGGAUUACGUUGACUUAUACCUGGUGCAUUGGCCGGUUGCACAGAAGGUAAAAAAAUUCGAUAAGUUAGUACCUUUUGUAGGUGCUGAGUUCGUGGAUAUCGACUACCUUGAGACUUGGGAGGGAAUGGAGGAUUGUGCUAGGCUUGGUCUGGCUAAGAGUAUAGGCGUUUCUAAUUUUAACACCAAACAGUUGCGGAGAGUUUUGGAUCACGCGAAAAUCAAACCUGUCAUGAAUCAAAUAGAGGUAAGUCCUAACGUCACCCAGAAGAAGCUUAUUAAGUUUUGUCACGACAACGAUGUGGCCGUAACUUCCUACAGUCCUUUCGGAUCCCCAGCUAGACCGUGGGCAAAAUCUGAAGACCAAGUCGUAUCCUUGGAAAAUCCUAAAAUAGUUAGCAUUGGCGCUAAACACGGAAAAACAAGUUCCCAAGUUAUUCUAAGAUAUCUUAUUCAGGUUGGGACGAUCCCCAUACCAAAAUCAAGCAAUUUGAAGAGGAUAGAUCAAAAUCUGGAUAUUUUCGAUUUCGAGCUUUCUCCUGAGGCCAUAGCCACUCUCGAUGGGCUCAACACUAACGGACGAGCUAUCCCUGCAGAAGAACUAAAGGGAUCAAAAUAUUUUCCGUUUUAUGAGGAUUAACCAAUUGAAAUAGUUUUCUGUUAGACGGACAUUAAUAUUUGUAAAAUUAAAAUAUGAAUAAAGUAAA
Anoplophora glabripennis (Asian longhorned beetle) is the source of this 1116-nucleotide messenger RNA. Its product is annotated as aldose reductase. The record is from RefSeq and is a predicted model, not a curated record. Gene Ontology annotation, molecular function: aldose reductase (NADPH) activity. NCBI's taxonomy places the organism in Eukaryota, Metazoa, Arthropoda, Insecta, Coleoptera, Cerambycidae. Gene Ontology annotation, cellular component: cytosol. Bases 105 to 1049 code for a protein of 314 amino acids. The transcript has 4 exons.